GGGCCCUUUGUCUCAGCAGGCGGCAGAUUGGAACAAGUAUGAUGACCGAUUGAUGAAAGCAGCAGAAAGAGGAGAUGUAGAAAAGGUGUCCUCAAUCCUGGCUAGAAAGGGCGUCAGUCCGGGCAAACUAGACGUGGAAGGCAGGUCUGCCUUUCAUGUUGUGGCCUCAAAGGGAAAUCUCGAGUGUCUGAAUGCCAUCCUCAUUCAUGGAGUUGACAUCACAACCAGCGACACCGCAGGGAGGAACGCGCUCCACCUGGCUGCAAAGUACGGGCACGCGUUGUGUCUGCAGAAACUUCUGCAGUACAAUUGCCCCACUGAACACGUCGACCUGCAAGGAAGAACCGCGCUUCAUGACGCAGCUAUGGCGGACUGCCCUUCCAGCAUACAGCUGCUGUGUGACCACGGGGCCUCGGUGCAUGCCAAAGACGUGGAUGGGCGGACACCACUUGUUCUGGCUACUCAGAUGUGUAGGCCAGCCAUAUGUCAGCUGCUGAUCGACAGAGGGGCGGAUGUGAAUUCCAGAGACAAACAGAACAGGACCGCUCUCAUGCUAGGUUGCGAGUAUGGUUGCAAAGACGCCGUCGAAGUCCUACUUAAAAAUGGUGCUGAUGUAACCUUGCUGGAUGCCCUUGGCCACGACAGUUCUUACUACGCAAGAAUUGGGGACAACCUGGACAUCCUAACCUUACUGAAGACUGCAUCGGAAAAUACCAGCAGAGGGAGAGAACUUUGGAAGAAAGGACCAUCUUUACAACAGCGAAAUUUGGCGCAGAUGGUAGGUGAAGUAAACGUCAGGUCAAGUCAGAGGGAGCACCAAAACCUCCAGGUAAAAAGAAGAAAGAGGUUACUGUCUCCCUCUGCACAGAGUUCCUGUGCUGUCGCCGUGGGGCUCGGGGAGGAAAGGGUGCCGACACGCCGGGAAGAGGGUCGGGGCAGGAGGGGCAGCGGGAGGGCUGGUGGCUCUGCUGGGCUCUGCCUUCUGGCCCGGCCGCUUCUGAAAGGCUUAGCCUUCGGUGUGAACGUUUGGGUCAGUAUUACCUUACAGGAAGUGUUUGAAGUCAUGGUUGCUGAUGAUCUGGAAAGUGAGAAAGAAAAGCUGAAGUCCCUUUUGGCAGCUAAAGAAAAGCAGCACGAAGACAGCCUACGAACGAUUGAGGCUCUGAGAAGCAGAUUCAAGCAUUUUGAGAGCGAUCAUUUAGGAUCAGGAAGUCACUUCAGUAACCGAAAAGAAGAUACGCUUCUUAAACAAGGUCAAGUGUACGUGACAGACUCACAGUGUGCCUCCCCAGGCGUGCCAGUCCACAUGCAGAGCAGGUCUAUGUUAAGACCCCUGGAGCUCUCCUUGCCCAAUCAAACCUCAUACUCAGAAAGUGAAAUUUUAAAAAAAGAGUUGGAAGCAAUGAGAACUUUCUGUGAUUCAGCCAAACAGGACCGACUCAAGCUUCAAAACGAACUGGCUCACAAGGUGGCAGAGUGCAAAGCCUUGGCGCUGGAGUGUGAGAGGGUCAAGGAGGACUCAGAUGAGCAGAUAAAGCAGCUGGAAGACGCCUUGAAAGACGUGCAGAGGAGAAUGUAUGAGUCGGAAGGCAAAGUGAAGCAAAUGCAGACGCAUUUUCUCGCCCUGAAGGAGCACCUCACAAGUGAAGCAGCGGCCGGGAACCACAGGCUCACGGAGGAGCUGAAGGACCAGCUGAAGGACAUGAGAGCGAAAUACGAAGGCGCGACUGCAGAGGUGGGCAGAUUGAGAGAGCAGGUCAGACAGAGCGAGGCGCUCGUCGAGGGCUUUAGGAGGGAUGAAGGCAGGCUGGCAGGUGAGAGCAGGCGGCUGCAGGAGGAGGUGAGCAGGUGCCACGCGGAGCGGGAGCAGCGCGGGAGGGAGGCUGCCGAGCUGGAGGGCCGGCUCAGGGAGCUGUCGGCCCAGCUGGCCCUGGCCAUCCCUGCCGAGAAGUUUGAAAGCAUGAAGAGCCUGUUGUCAAGUGAAGUGAGCGAGAAGGCGAAAAAACUAGCGGAGGUGGAAAGAGAGUACGAAAGAUCGCUCAGCGAAAUCCGACAGUUAAAGAGAGAGCUUGAGAGCUUGCGGGCCAGACUGGCCCAGCAUGUCCAGGUGGAGGCGCACGGGCCGCUCAGGGGCAGGCUGGAGCAGAAUCCAGCAGAACUCGGGAGGAAGGCCGCUGAGUUAACAUCAAAAAAUCAGACGUUACAGAAGGAAAUUGAAAAGCUUUGUCUGGAUAAUAAGCUCCUCACCCAGCAGGUGCACAGCCUGACAGCGGAAGUGAAAGAUCAUUACGUUCCUUUAAAAGUAAGUGAAGAGAUGAAAAAGUCACAUGAUGCACUUGUUGGUGAUUUGAAUAAAAAGCUUUCAGAUGUGACACAGAAAUACACAGAAAAGAAGUUGGAAAUGGAGAAACUGCUGAUGGAAAACGCCAGUUUAAGUAAGAAUGUUAGCCGCCUGGAAACUGCGUUUGUGCCUCCCGAGAAACACGAAAAAGAGAUCAUGGCUCUGAAAUCCACUAUUGUUGAACUUAAGAAACAGCUGUCUGAACUUAAUAAAAAAUGUGGUGAAGACAAAGAGAAAAUACGUUCGCUCAUUUCCGAGAACACUAACUUGAAACAGACCGUGAGCCGUCAGCACGUGCCAGUGGAAACCCACGAAGAGGUUAAAACCGCGCUGAGUAGCACAUUGGACAAAACCAACCGAGAAUUAGCAGACACAAAGAAGAAAUGUGAAGAUAUAAAUCAGGGAUUUGUGAAAAUAAAAGAGGAGAACGAAGAAUUAAAAAGAAACCUGGAGAACACUCAGAACCAAAUAAAAGCAGAGUACAUCAGCCUGAAGGAGCACGAGGAACAGAUGAGCGCCGUGAGGAAGAGCAUGCAGAAGGCGCAGGACCGCGGCGCUGAAGCGCUGGCCAGCUACCAGCGGGGCCAGGAGGAGAUCGCCACGCUGCACGCCGAGAUCGCGGCCCAGAGACGGGAGCUCGACACCAUCCAGGAGUGCAUCAAGCUGAAAUACACCCCAAUUACCAGCCUUGAAGAGUGUGAGAGGAAGUUCAAAGCCACAGAGAAAGAACUAAAAGAACAGCUGUCGGCGCAGACGCAGAAGCGGGACGCCAGCGAGGCAGAGGCCACGGAGCGCAAGCGGGAGAACGAGCAGUUGAAGACCGAGCUCCGCGCUCUGCAGAAGGACGUGCGGGAUAGGAGCGCUGCUGCCGAGAAGGCCCAGCAGGCGGAGAGGGCGCUGAGCAGGCGAACAGAGGAGCUGAACAGGCAGGUGAGCGACCUGCUGCAGAAGUGCGCAGAGGCAGAGAGCGAGAAGGAGAAGCUGGUGGAGAACGCCAAGCAGACUUCGGAGAUCCUCGCUGCACAAACUCGUCUGCAGAAACAGCACGUCCCGCUGGAACAGGUUGAAGCCCUGAAGAAAUCUCUUAAUGGCACCAUCGAGGCGCUCCGGGAGGAGCUGAGGGCUAAGCAGAGGUGCUACGAGACGGAGCAGCAGGCAGUCGCCCAGCUGCAGCAGAUGCUGGAGAAUCAAAAGAACGCCUCUGUGCCCCUGGCAGAGCACCUGCAGAUGAAGGAGGCAUUUGAGAAGGAAGCUGGGGUCAUCAAAGCCAGCUUGAGGGAGAAGGAAGAAGAAAGCCGGAACAAAACCGAAGAGGUCUCCAAACUCCAGUCUGAGAUUCAGAGCACUAAGCGAGCACUGAGAACAUUGGAGACGAGAGAGGUGGUUGAUCUGUCUAAAUACAAAGCAACGAAAAGUGAUUUGGAGACGCAGGUUUCCAGCUUAAAUGAGAAACUGGCCAACCUGAAUCGCAGGUACGAGGAGGCGUGUGAGGAGGCUCUGCGUGCCAAAAAGAAGGAACGGUCUGCAAAGAGUGACAAGGAGUUGCUCCAUUUCAGCAUCGAGCAAGAAAUCAAGGACCAGCAGGAGCGGUGUGACAAGUCCUUAACAACCAUCACAGAGCUGCAGAGCAGAAUACAGGAGUCCGCCAAGCAGAUCGAGGCCAAAGAUAACAAGAUAACUGAACUGCUUAAUGACGUGGAAAGACUGAAGCAGGCGCUCGGCGGCCUCCCCCAGCUCACCUGCGCGGAUGGGAGCCCCAGUAAGAGGCAGAGUCAGCUGGUCGACUCUCUGCAGCACCAGGUCAAGUGCCUGCAGCAGCAGCUGGCCGAUGCCACCAGACAGCACCAAGAAGUGGUCGCCAUUUAUCGGACUCACCUUCUCAGUGCCGCGCAGGGCCACAUGGACGAAGACGUGCAGGCGGCCUUGCUGCAGAUCAUACAGAUGCGGCAGGGGCUCGUGUGCUAGCGGCGGCGCGGCGGCCGGGGGCGGCCCUCCCUGUGGUGCUGAGCGUCCUGUGUGCAACGCCACGGCCUCUCUGGGCCCCACUGUGCUAGUGUAAUUAAAAUAAAGUCUAUUUUGAUCCAUCAGUA
This is a messenger RNA of Vicugna pacos (alpaca), 4431 nucleotides long. The record is from RefSeq and is a predicted model, not a curated record. Lineage: Eukaryota; Metazoa; Chordata; Mammalia; Artiodactyla; Camelidae.